AGACAGAGAGAGACAGAGAGAGAGAGAGAGAGAGAGAGAGAGAGAGAUGUCGAGGAGUUUAGAGCCCCUGCGAAAAGCUCAACUUUAAGAGAAAAAAGUUCAAUGAGCAGAACAACAACAACAACACAAAAAGAAAAAAAGAGACAGGGAAAAAAAACAGGGACGUGGGAGCUUAACACACACCGCGCUGCUGUCCACUGUUCACACUGAAUGUACGAACACCUUGGAGCGCAGAGCAUCACACAGUUUCUGAAGGAUUUUUUCUCCAGUUUUUUGCUUGUUUCUGAAAUGUUAGCUCGCUCUUCUCCUCGCUCUCCUCGCUGGCUUCCACUUGGUGCGUAAUUUGGCGACGGUUUUACGCGCCGUUUGGUUUCGUGCUCUUGUUUCGGUUUUGUUUUUGUUUUUUUCUUCUCAUUCUUUCAGUUUUUUUCUCCUCAUUUCGAGCCAAAUGGAGGAGAAAGUUGUGAUGAAAGCUCCCUAAUCGCAGCUGCCUGACCAUCAUGGAGGGAUCCAGCGGGUCUAGUUUCGGAAUAGACACUAUCCUGUCCGCGUCCAACCCGUGCACCUCUGCGCUCAUGAACGGAGACUUUCGUGCGGAUUACCGCGGACAGUCCACCCCUUCUCCGUGCUCGGAGGUGGACACGGUGGGCACGGCGCCCUCCUCGCCCAUCUCGGUCACCGCGGAGCCUCCCGAGCCGCACGGGCUCCUCCAAGACGGCCUUCAUCACCACCACCAUCAGCAGCACCAUCAGCACCACCAUCAUCAUCCUCACCGCCAGCUCUCGCCGCAGCCUCAGGCCCCGCGGACUGCCACCUCCUCUUUCCUCAUCAAGGACAUCCUGGGCGACGGUAAGCCGCUGGCCGCCUGCGCGCCCUACAGCACGAGCGCCGCGGCGCAGUCGCCGCACCAGCACGCGCCCAAGGCGGAGGGGGGCGGACCCGGAGCCGCUGGAGGAGCCGGAGGAGCCGCGGAUCCUUUCAGGAGCAAAGCGGAGCAGGAGGAGAGCAGGAGCAAAGCGGAGAAAAGGGAGGACGCGCAGGGAGACAAGUGCAAAGGCACUAAAGAGGAGGGGGAUCGGGAGAUCUCCAGCUCCAGAGACAGCCCCCCGGUGCGUACUAAGAAGCCCCGGAAAGCGCGCACGGCCUUCUCGGACCAUCAGCUGAACCAGCUGGAGCGCAGCUUCGAGCGGCAGAAGUACCUGAGCGUGCAGGACCGCAUGGACCUGGCGGCGGCGCUCAACCUGACCGACACGCAGGUCAAAACCUGGUACCAGAACAGACGGACUAAGUGGAAGCGGCAGACGGCGGUGGGUUUGGAGCUGCUCGCGGAGGCGGGGAGUUACUCAGCGCUGCAGCGGAUGUUUCCGUCGCCCUACUUCUACCCCCCGGGGCUGCUCGGGGGGGUAGACGGCAGCACGGCGGCGGCCGCAGCGGCGGCCAUGUACAGCAGCAUGUACCGGAGCCCCAGCGCGCCGCAUCCCGCGCUCCAUAGACCGCCGCUCGUGCCUCGUGUGCUCAUCCACGGGCUCGGGGCGGGGGGGCAGCCAGCCCUCAACCCACUGGGGACCCAACACCCCCGGUAAAAUUACCCAGGGUGGCGGGGGGGGAGUUUAUAAUAAAAUAAAAACAAAACAACAAUAAAAACAAUUUAAUCAAUGAACAAAGACAUUGAGAGACUGCUGGAGGACGAGGAGGAUGAGGAGGAAGAGGAGGACGAGGAGGAAGAGGAGGACGAGGAGGACGAGGAGGAAAUUUUUUUGCAAAAGACAAUUGAAAGACUGCUUGAGUGAAAAAGAAGAGCAAGACGCUGGUGAUGAAGAUGAAGAAACAGCAAAGUAUUAUUUAAUAUGGAGCAGCUGAGCUCCAGUGAAAAAGGACUGACCACGUGACGGACUGUUUGUUCGUUUGUUUGUUUGUUUGGGUUUUUUUUGUUUUGUUUUCCUUUCUUUUGUACAAAUACACUUAUACUAGUAAAUAAACUUACAAAAAAGUUUAUUAGACGGAAAGAAAGGGUUGAAUAAAGACAGAAUGAUAAAGAAGAAGAAAAGGGGAUCCGAGAGGUUUUGUGUUGUAAAGCACGCGCAGGCACUAAAGUGAUUAAUAAUGACUCAAUAAUGCAGAUCAAUGAAAUGAAAAGGAGGCUCCGCUGUACUGAGCGCUCUGCUGCUCCAGGCCUGAGAACCUUCUUCAGCCAUCAGAUCAGAUUAUUACAUUUUAAUAAAGCACCAAUUA
Messenger RNA from Pygocentrus nattereri (red-bellied piranha), 2232 nucleotides. It is a transcript of the gene barhl2, whose product is annotated as BarH-like homeobox 2. Lineage: Eukaryota; Metazoa; Chordata; Actinopteri; Characiformes; Serrasalmidae. The transcript is spliced from 3 exons. The record is from RefSeq and is a predicted model, not a curated record. Gene Ontology annotation, molecular function: DNA-binding transcription factor activity, RNA polymerase II-specific; RNA polymerase II transcription regulatory region sequence-specific DNA binding. Gene Ontology annotation, cellular component: nucleus. Gene Ontology annotation, biological process: regulation of transcription by RNA polymerase II. The coding region runs from base 501 to 1583 and encodes 360 amino acids.